Messenger RNA from Lathyrus sativus (Indian pea), 1035 nucleotides. Lineage: Eukaryota; Viridiplantae; Streptophyta; Magnoliopsida; Fabales; Fabaceae. The record is from the annotation of a GenBank genome assembly.
AUGGCAAGUUAUGUUGCUUCCCCAUUUUCUUUCUCUAGUCUUCUUUGUCAUGAACAAACCGAUUCCACAUUCUUCUUCGAACAAGAUCAAGAUGAAAACGCCAUCUUCAUUAACUCAUCACGUAAUGAUCAUCAUAAUAGCAACCUUUGUUUCCUUUUGGAAGAUGAACAAGAGGAAUACAUCGAUUAUCUAUUCAAACAAGAAUCAGGAUUUGGAUCCUCCACCACUCAUUUCUUAUCCUACGACAAUGAUGUUGAUGUUCAUGAUGAUAUAUUCUGGUUGAGAAAUGCUCGUUUACAUGCCAUUUCUUGGAUUUUCAACACACAAGCAAAAUUUGGAUUCACACUUCAAACAGCUUAUUUAUCAAUCACUUAUUUCGACCGCUUUCUCUCCAAACGAUCCAUUGAUGAAUCAAAACCAUGGGCUAUUCAGUUAUUAUCAGUGGCAUGUUUAUCGAUAGCAGCAAAAAUGGAAGAACAAAGAGUUCCUCUAUUAUCAGAAUAUCCAAUAGAGUUUCGAUUUGAAAACAAAGUUAUCAAGAACAUGGAGAUUUUAAUUUUGACUACUUUGGAAUGGAAAAUGGGAUUACCAACACCUUUUGCUUUUUUACAUUAUUUCUUCACCAAGUUCUGCAAUGAAUCAAGACCAGAAACAAUAAUCUCAAAAGCCACACAACACAUUGUAACAUUGGUCAAAGAUUUUAAUUUGAUGAAUCAACGACCAUCUAUAAUUGCUUCUGCUUCUAUAUUAGCAGCUUUUGAUUCUACAUUAACUCAGAAGGAAAUUGAUAUUCAGAUAAGACUAAUCUCAUCAUGGGGAAAUAUAGAAAGUGAACAAGUAUUUUCAUGUUACAAUGUUAUACAAGAAAAGAAGAGAGACAAAGUUAAGAAGACACCUUCCUCGGAUUUAUUAUCAAAAGAGUCGAAUUUGACUUAUGUUGUUGAGAACAAAUCUAGUGGUUUUUCAGGAGUUAAGAGGAAGCUUGGUUAUGAGAAUAUUGAAGAUUUUCAAGAACAAAAGCUACAUCGACCUUAG